AUGUCCGAAUCUAAAAGAAGUGCGUCAUUUCCAAAUGGCGACUCUAUUGUACCAAAGAAGAAGCAGCACCAGGUGAAGGUCGAGGACUCUGACGUUGAUGUUGUGGUGAUGGCUAAAGACCGCUCUCCUGAAGCAGUGCAACUAAAACGUAGCGUCAGCGAAAAACACGAUCAAACGCAGCCCCAUGAACAUUCUGAUCGCGGUCGAUAUAGAACCAGCAAUGGAAUAAAGAACGGAAACGAGGAUGGACAUGGUCAUGGUCAUGGCCAUGGUCAGAGUCACAGCAUGAGCCGUAGCAGUAGCAGUAAUGCAGCUGCGAACAAGGGCAAUAAGCCUGGCGUAAAUGCUGGUCACCGACCUGUUACGUCAUGUACCCACUGUAGGCAGCAUAAGAUAAAAUGUAACGCUUCGGAGAGAUUUCCAUCGCCUUGUUCGAGAUGUGAGCGUAUGGGACUUCACUGUGAGAUUGAUCCAGACUUUCGACCUAAGAAAGGCUCGCAGUUGCAGAGUUUACGUAAUGAUGUCGAUGAACUAAAGGUUAAGAUAGAGUACCUAACAAGAAACGAGAGUCUUAUUGCCAAGGCGUUACGCCAAAGUAAUAUGGGACAAAAUUUACUCCAGGCUAUAAAAUCGGUGGACUUUUCAUAUCGGGUUGCGGGGCCUACUCAAGGACAGGCUUCGAAAAACAAAAUAUCGGUUCAAACAUACCUAACUAACGAACCUCACUUGUUGCAGGACUCACAGCCAACCACUACGAACCCAACAACAUCCACGAAUUCGAAGGCAGUAACACCUUCCGGGUCUGAUCAGUCGCCUGGUAGUACCAACGGUAGUGCCAUUCAUAAUAAUGGUAAGCCACAGUUACUAAAUGAUUCAGUCCCUACUAAUAACACGAAAGAUCGCUUGCCUCCUGUUUUGCAGAUUGCAUUGAAACGCUUAAGCCAACAAAAUUCUCAGUCCCCACAAACUGGAAGUCCUUCUGCAGCAUCGCAUUCGUCACCCACUGAACUACCAUCGGAUAAGCAACAUAUUGUUGCAACAACAAACGCCAUGCCGUUAUUACCUUCCCCGCAUGCAAAUAUAGAUGAAUUUGUCCUUGGAGAUGUCCGUAUAUCUAUUGAAAAGGCAGAUGAACUACACAAGAUAUUUGUCACCCGACUUCUUCCUUAUUUCCCAAUAAUGCAAUCUAACUCAGCUACAGAACUAUAUUCUCAAUCUCAACUUUUAUUCUGGACUGUUAUCUUGACAGCAUCUCUUUCGGAUCCUGAGCCAACCAUGUACAAUAAGCUUUCUUCACUAAUCAAACAGUUAGCUAUUGAGACAUGCUGGAUCAGAACUCCAAGAUCGACUCAUAUUUCACAGGCACUAUUGAUACUCUGCAAUUGGCCUUUACCAAAUCAGAAGGUGUUAGACGAUUGUUCUUACAGAUUUGUAGGAUUGGCAAAAUCUUUGUCUUUCCAAUUAGGUUUACAUCGUGGUAAGUUCAUGACGGAAUUUACAAGAACCCAAACGUCAAUGCCUGAUGCAGAGAAGUGGAGAACAAGAACCUGGCUUGGUAUAUUCUUCGCAGAACAACUCUGGGCAAGUAUAUUAGGUCUUCCUCCAACCUCACAGACAGACUACUUGAUUGAGAAGGCGAGGUUAGGAGACGAUGAAGAUUUACCACCGAGACUUCGGAAAUUAAUCUGUUUGGCCAAUUUCCAGGGCAAACUUUGUAAUGUCAUGGGAUCAAGCGUUAUUUCGCCAGAUGGGCUUAUGGAUGCUAGAGAGCGUGCAGGAUCAUUGGCUAUUUUGGAAAGGGAAUUAGAAAGAUUAGACGUUAAGUUGAAGUUUGAAGAAGAUGCCGCUGUUGAAAUUUAUUUCUUGUAUGUUAAACUAAUGAUUUGCUGUUUUGCUUUUCUUCCAGAAACUCCCACGGAGGAUCAGACAAAAUAUGUUACUGAGGCAUAUCUAUGUGCCACUAAGAUCAUUACAUUGUUAACCAAGCUACUUGAAACACAACAGUUAAUUGAACUUCCAAUAUACAUCAGACAUAGUGCAACAUAUGCCGCAUUAGUUUUGUUCAAGUUAUACUUGACGCCACUCUUACUGGAUAAAUAUGUUGAUUCUGCGCGUCAAUCUGUUGUGACUGUUCACAGACUAUUCAGAAAUCAAUUGACAGCAUGGGCUACAAGUGUGGAGAAUGAUAUAUCCCGUACAGCAAAUGUCUUAGAAAAGCUUAAUUUCGUCUUGGUUACACACCCUGAAGUGUUCAUUGAAGAAGAUGGUAUUAUUUCGCGGAUGAGAUCCCAUUUGACCGGUACACUAUUCUACGAUCUAGUCUGGUGUGUGCAUGAAGCAAGAAGAAGGCAAAUGGAUCCUAACUACGACGCGGAGAGUGUCAGGCGUAAUAAAGAGAAAUACUUUAAGAAUAGGAGGAAGUUGUAUCCAUUACCAUUUUACAACCAAAUCUCAAAAGAAGAUUUCGAAACGAUUACUCAGACGACACCAGGUGGUACUACUGUUACAACUUUAGUACCAACGAAGAAUGCCAUUAAGCAAGCCAAGCAACUAGCUAAGUCUCAAGGUGAUCAAAAUGGACCUGUGACACAUAUUAACGGUAUUCCGCUUUCGAUGCUUGACGAGACUGGUAGUGUUAAUAUUGAAGGUUUGUUUGCUAACGUCAACUUAGAUCUUUCUAGGAACAACCAAAACGGUGCCGCCGGUGCUGGCGCUGGCUCUGGACCUCUUGAUAUUGGAGCAAGACAUAAUCCUGCUACAGGAAUGGCUUCCGGGCCUACGAAUCAAGAGAAAUCCAAUUCUGGUAGCCAGCUGCCUGCUGUGUAUGCGGGUGAUAUUCAGAAGUCAACUGUGGCAUCCGCAGCCGGUAACAGCACGGUACAACUUGCGGAUGGUAAACCCACUUCAACCGUUCCUGCGACGCUGGCAUCAUCCGAUCCACGUUCUCUGAACCACAUGAAGCCAUCGUCUUCCAUCAUGUCCGCGGAUCCAAAUUCCCUUUUCUCGAUGAACAACUCGCUGCAGGCUAACAUUCAGCUAAAUAAGACGUUGUCUAAUGACAGCAACAGUGGUAUCAACAACAAUACCAAUAUUCCGAAUGCAAAUGCAAACACAUCUGUGAUCAAUGCCGAUUCUACGACCAAUAAUGAAAACACUAAUAUUAAUAUUAAUAGCGCUGAUGGUAACACAAAUGGCAAUCUUGGAUUGUCUCGUCCAUCGGAUGCUGCGUACCCGAACAUGAAUGUAUUUUACAACCCUGGGGUAUCCGCAAACAACAAUGUCAACCCCAACAUCUAUUCGCCCUCUAUGGGCGGACAAGCGCAAAACGUCGCUGGAACCUUGCCCUCUCAGCAAAUCACUAGUAUGCCUAACGCGAACGUGACUUCCGAGCUGGACGACUUUUUCCUCAGACAGAGCGCUGGAUGGAUCGAGGGAAAUUCCAGUAACGACGAUUUCUUGGGAUGGUUUGAUAUUAACAUGGCGCCUGAAUUUUAA
This is a messenger RNA of Kluyveromyces marxianus DMKU3-1042, 3495 nucleotides long. RefSeq names its product Sef1p (gene SEF1). The record is from RefSeq and is a predicted model, not a curated record. Gene Ontology annotation, cellular component: nucleus. Gene Ontology annotation, biological process: regulation of DNA-templated transcription; DNA-templated transcription. Lineage: Eukaryota; Fungi; Ascomycota; Saccharomycetes; Saccharomycetales; Saccharomycetaceae. The transcript has a single exon. The coding region runs from base 1 to 3495 and encodes 1164 amino acids. Gene Ontology annotation, molecular function: DNA-binding transcription factor activity, RNA polymerase II-specific; transcription cis-regulatory region binding; zinc ion binding.